Zophobas morio is the source of this 894-nucleotide messenger RNA. RefSeq names its product large ribosomal subunit protein mL46 (gene mRpL46). Lineage: Eukaryota; Metazoa; Arthropoda; Insecta; Coleoptera; Tenebrionidae. The transcript is spliced from 6 exons. Gene Ontology annotation, cellular component: mitochondrial large ribosomal subunit. The record is from RefSeq and is a predicted model, not a curated record. Bases 97 to 888 code for a protein of 263 amino acids. Gene Ontology annotation, molecular function: structural constituent of ribosome.
UUCAGUCACGAUCUGCUAACCUUACUUUUUGGAGUCGUGUAUUUUAUUGAGGUUAAACCUCCAUAAACCAGAAAAUUACAUCAAACACUCCAGGAAAUGUUUAAAUAUUACAGUAAAUUUUUAUCGACAUCAAAUUUCAACCGGCUUUUGUUAGCCGAAUUUAGUACUUCAAAUGCGUUAAGAGAGAAAUGGGAUCUCAUAACAGCGGUUUGUCUAGAGAGGAAACCUGUCGUAACACAAUCUCUCACAAAACUUGAAGAAGAUUAUAAAAAAUUAUUAGCUCAAAUUGAAUUUGAACGAAGUCUCAAAUCAGACCAUGAAAUGCGUCACGAGAAAGAAUUGAAGCAGCUGGAACAAUUAAAAAAGGGGGAUGAUGUAGAAGUACAUUUUAAAGAAACUGCUCAAGAUUUUGUGGAUGCAGGGACUGAAGAAUUGACAAAAUUUAAAUUUGCAAGUCGAAUUACAGAAGCUGACAAGAAGAAUGAUGUGAAAUCACUUAACAGGAAGUUGGAUAAACAUCUGGUACUUGUUGUGAAACAAAACAUUGGGAAAGAUAAUUUGUAUUUGCUACCACAAACUCUAAGACAAGACGGUGAAACAUUGCGGCAGACAGCAGAAAGAAUUUUGCGGGAUACCUGUGGUAAAGAAUUGAAAGCAAUGAUUUAUGGAAAUGCACCAUUUGGUUUCUAUAAAUAUAAAUAUCCAACUGCUGUUAGGAAGGAAAAUGAAACAACUGGGGCAAAGGUAUUUAUUUAUUUUGCAAGAUAUGAGAAAGGACAAGUGGGAAACAAGAACUUGGAAUACAAGUGGCUAGAUAGGACAGAACUUCAGAAUAUUUUGCCUAAGGAAUAUGGACAAAGUGUAUCACAAAUGCUAAUAAAUGAAUAAAACUUA